Messenger RNA from Pistacia vera, 2519 nucleotides. RefSeq names its product homeobox protein BEL1 homolog. Gene Ontology annotation, biological process: regulation of transcription by RNA polymerase II. The transcript has 5 exons. The record is from RefSeq and is a predicted model, not a curated record. Bases 188 to 2203 code for a protein of 671 amino acids. Gene Ontology annotation, molecular function: DNA-binding transcription factor activity, RNA polymerase II-specific; RNA polymerase II cis-regulatory region sequence-specific DNA binding. NCBI's taxonomy places the organism in Eukaryota, Viridiplantae, Streptophyta, Magnoliopsida, Sapindales, Anacardiaceae.
UUCUUCUUCUUCUUCUUCUUAUUCUUCAACACCACUAAGCAAAUUAACUUCUACUUCUGUUCAAUCCUUAACAACAUACUUCAUUCUUGUUCUAUAUCUGAAUCAGCAUCAACUUUUGGAAUAUUUGAAGAUAGAGGCAAGCUAUAGCCACGUAUAAACAGCAAGAAGGAGAGAUAAUUGGGUAUACAUGGCUAGAGAAAUCUGUGAAGAUAAAUCAAGGAACAUCAUUUCAUCAGCAGCUGGCUUUUGUUACUCAGAUGUUUCAUCGAGUAACCCAACAAUUCAUCAAACCCAUCUGGUGAACCAGAUCCAAGACUUUGAAUCGAAUCCAGAGAUCUUCAACUUGACCACGGGCAUGGAUAUGAUAGGGUUUUCAAAGAAUCUACAGCAGCAACACAGUGACAGUAACUCUGCUAUGUGGAAAGGUUUCUUUAGCAAACAUGGAAACAACGCUGGUCCUUCUUCUUCAAAGAUGAUCAAUGAGUCAACAACUGACUUUUAUCGUCAUCAUCAUGAGUUCAACAAACCAGUGUUCACUACUGGAAUAUCAGAAACAAGUAAUGAGAAUCUUAUAGUUGGAACUCAUGAGCAUGGUACUUGGCAAGAGAAUAGGUUACUUGUUGAUGAUUCUUCUUUGAGGUGUGUUUUUCCUUGUGAACCAAAUGAAAGACCAAGUCAAGGUCUUUCACUCUCCCUCUCUUCAAGUAAUCCUUCAAGUAUCGGUUUACAGUCUUUUGAACUGAGGCCAGCGAAUCAUAACAACCAUGACCAGCAAGAUGAAUUGAGGUUUAUGGGGUCAAGCUCUAGAGAUGGGUUCUUUGGAAAGUCUGCCAGCAUUCAAAACCAACAACAAAUGAUGCAAGAUGGGUUUUUGGGUAAAGCUGCAGAUAUUCAUCAUCAAGGGCAGUUCCAGCUGAGGAAUUCAAAGUACUUAGCUCCCGUUCAGGACCUUUUGAAUGAGUUCUGUAGCCUUGGGACUAAGCAAACUGAUGGUCCAAAACAAAAGACCCAUAAGACCAAACAAUGGGAUGAUGAAAAUGCAAGUAGUUCUUCGAGAAGGCAAUCUCUUUGCUCCCUGGAAUUCAUGGAAUUGCAGAAAAGAAAGACAAAGCUGCUUUCAAUGCUGGAGGAGGUUGACAGAAGAUACAAGCACUACUGUGAUCAAAUGAAAGCUGUGGUAUCUUCCUUCGAAGCAGUGGCUGGUAAUAGAGCUGCAACAGUCUAUUCAGCUUUGGCUUCUAAGGCCAUGUCAAAGCAUUUUCGAUGUUUAAGAGAUGGGAUUGUGGGUCAAAUUCAAGCUACAAAGAAGGCCAUGGGAGAGAAAGAUCCAGUUGCACCAGGCACAAGUAGAGGUGAAACACCAAGAUUAAGGAUCCUUGAUCAAACUUUGAGGCAACAAAAGGCUUUUCAACAGAUGAGUAUGAUAGAGAGUCAUCCAUGGAGACCCCAAAGAGGCCUACCAGAAAGAUCCGUAUCAGUUCUUCGGGCUUGGUUGUUCGAGCAUUUUCUCCACCCAUACCCAAGUGAUGUUGAUAAACAUAUCUUAGCCCGCCAAACUGGUCUAUCAAGAAGCCAGGUGUCCAAUUGGUUCAUCAACGCAAGAGUGAGGCUGUGGAAGCCUAUGGUGGAAGAAAUGUACUUGGAAGAAACAAAGGAAGGAGACAACAACAUGGCCUCUCCUGAUGGGGUUACUGAUUUUGAUGACAAUGGUGGCCGGCCUAAUCAGAAUCCUAAAACUGAUCAGAAACCAACACCGGACCAACUUGUCCGAAUUGACUCAGAAUGUCUAUCUUCCAUCAUCAAUAACCCUGAUAAGAAUGAUCCUAAAACCCCUAAAACCCUUCAGCAAAACCAACACUUGCAGCAUCAGCAACAAAACUUUGGGGCAUUCGGUGCUAUGGAAUUGGAUUUUUCAACAUAUAAUCAACAUGCGGUAGGUGGGGUUUCUUAUGCAAAUGAUCAUAAUAAUGCUAAUCAGAAUUUCAAUGGUGGUGGCGUGUCCUUGACAUUAGGGUUACAACAGCAUGGAGGGAGUGGAGUGAGCUUAGCAUUCUCACCUGCAUCACAAAGCUCACUUUUUUACGCCAGAGACCACAUUGAAGAUUGCCAACCAGUUCAAUAUUCACUUUUAGAUGGUGAAGGACAGAAUUUGCCUUAUAGGAAUCUGAUGGGAGCUCAGUUGCUUCAUGACUUGGCUGGUUAGAAGCAAAGUUCGUCUUCAUAUUUAUGAAGCGAUCAUUGAGGAAUUCUUAAUUCUUAUGAAAAAUUAUGGUGGCACAGUUAAGUCAGUAGUUUAGGUAUAGAUCGAUAAUACUUCAUACGAUAAUAUAUAUAUAAAAGCUACAGUUGGGUUGAAUAUAUAUAUGCUGUGGAAGAUAGUUUCAUGGCUAGCUCUGGUAGUUUUUCAUCUUCUAUAUAUUUUUAAUUGGUACAAACAUGUCUAUUUACUGUUAGGUUAAAUUUCAAUGGCAAUGGAAAUUGAUUGAUGCAACAUUAUAUAGAUGGAUAUUUCUUUCUUC